Messenger RNA from Brettanomyces nanus, 579 nucleotides. RefSeq lists its product as uncharacterized. The record is from RefSeq and is a predicted model, not a curated record. The transcript has a single exon. Lineage: Eukaryota; Fungi; Ascomycota; Pichiomycetes; Pichiales; Pichiaceae. Bases 1 to 579 code for a protein of 192 amino acids.
AUGUCCACUUCUACACCACCAUUACCAUCAGUGCAAGGUCAAGAGCAAUCGCCUCCAUCAUCGGAGCUCCAACAGAUGGAUAAUAUUCUGUUGGAUUACCCCAUGGUGUCCAUCUCAUACUGUGUCAGAUGCAAAUGGAUGCUCAGAGCUACGUGGUACCAGCAGGAGAUUCUCCAAACUUUUGGAUCCAAGCAGGAUCCUGUUAUCACAUCUAGUUGUAACGAAGUCCCUAAGUUAACUGUCAAUUCGGUAAUAUUGAAGCCGUCGUUGGUGGCAGGAACCUUCACUAUCGGUGUGAAGGUCAAGAAGUAUGACAACUGGACUGUGAUUUGGGACCGCAAAAUGGAUGGAGGUUUUCCCGACUCGAAAGUUGUGAAACAGAAAAUAAGAGAUCUUGUUAGGCCUGGUCUCAAGAUGAAUCAUCUAGACAAUGUGAGUGCAACUAACAACGGUACCUUACUUUCUUCGUCUACCAUGAGUGGUUCCGGUUCCGGUUCGCCUACACCAGCUAUCUCUAUACCACGACCUAGAACGUUUACCGAGGAAUGUUUGGAUUGUACAAGGACAUGGGAGGGUUAA